Molecule: messenger RNA, 1473 nt
Organism: Magnusiomyces paraingens
Lineage: Eukaryota; Fungi; Ascomycota; Dipodascomycetes; Dipodascales; Dipodascaceae
Exons: 2
Coding region: 1-1473 (490 amino acids)
Biological process (GO): pentose-phosphate shunt; pentose-phosphate shunt, oxidative branch
Cellular component (GO): cytosol
Molecular function (GO): NADP binding; phosphogluconate dehydrogenase (decarboxylating) activity
Source: RefSeq, a predicted model, not a curated record
AUGUCUGAACCAAAAGGUGAUAUCGGUUUGAUUGGUUUGGCCGUCAUGGGUCAGAACCUCGUUCUUAAUGCCGCAGACCACGGAUAUGAAGUCGUUGUCUUCAACAGAACAGUCUCAAAAGUUGACCACUUCCUCGCUAAUGAAGCUAAAGGUAAAUCCAUCAUUGGAGCUCACUCAAUUGAAGAACUCGUCAAAAACCUCAAACGCCCUCGCCGUAUCAUCCUUCUCGUCAAGGCUGGCCAAGCUGUCGACGACUUCAUCGCCCUCCUAGAACCCCACCUCGAAAAGGGUGAUAUCAUCAUUGAUGGCGGAAACUCCCAUUUCCCAGAUACUAUCCGCCGUUACGAAGACCUUAAAACUAGAGGCCUCCUCUUUGUAGGUUCAGGUGUCUCUGGUGGCGAAGAAGGUGCCCGCCAUGGACCCUCUCUCAUGCCAGGUGGACACCCUGAUGCCUGGCCCCAUAUCAAAGCUAUCUUUCAAGAUAUUGCUGCUAAAACUGAUGGUGAACCCUGCUGCGAUUGGGUCGGACCCUCCGGCUCUGGCCACUUUGUUAAAAUGGUCCACAAUGGUAUCGAGUACGGUGACAUGCAACUCAUUGCCGAGGCAUAUGAUAUUCUCAAACGUGGCCUAGGUCUCUCGGAUAAGGAAAUGGGCGAUGUUUUUACCAAGUGGAACAAGGGCGUUCUCGACUCUUACCUCAUUGAAAUUACAAGAGAUAUCCUCUACUACAAUGAUGACGAUGGAAAACCCCUCGUUGAAAAAAUUCUCGAUGCUGCCGGUCAAAAGGGUACUGGCAAAUGGACUGUCGCUGCUGCUCUCGACUAUGGUGUCCCCGUGACUCUCAUUGGCGAAGCCGUCUUCUCCCGUACCCUCUCUUCUAUCAAGGAUGAGCGUGUUCGUGCCUCUAAGAUUCUCACUGGCCCCAAACCCGCCUUUUCUGGUGAUAAGCAGCAGUUCAUUGAUGAUCUGGAACAAGCCCUCUAUGCCUCUAAAAUCAUUUCCUACACCCAGGGUUUUAUGCUCAUUCGUGAGGCUGGUAAGGUCCAUGAAUGGGAGUUUAACAAUGCCGGUCUCGGUCUCAUGUGGCGUGGUGGCUGUAUCAUUCGUUCUGUCUUUUUGGGCGAUAUUACCAAGGCUUACCAAAAGAACCCUCAGCUUGAGUCAUUACUCUUUGAUGACUUUUUCCAUGCUGCCAUUGAUAAGGCUCAACCCAGUUGGCGUCGUAUUAUUGGCCUUGGUGCCGAGCUUGGAAUCCCCACUCCUGCUUUUGCAACUGCUCUUGCUUGGUACGAUGGUUACCGCUCUGAUCGUCUCCCAGCAAAUCUUAUCCAGGCCCAGCGUGAUUACUUUGGUGCUCACACUUUUAAGGUUCUCGAUGAGUUUGUUUCACAAAAGUACCCCAAGGAAGGCGGCAUCCACACCAACUGGACUGGCAGAGGUGGCAACACUUCAGCUUCAACCUACAAUGCUUAA